Messenger RNA from Solanum tuberosum (potato), 738 nucleotides. RefSeq names its product pentatricopeptide repeat-containing protein At5g56310-like. The transcript has a single exon. Lineage: Eukaryota; Viridiplantae; Streptophyta; Magnoliopsida; Solanales; Solanaceae. Gene Ontology annotation, molecular function: RNA binding; protein binding. The record is from RefSeq and is a predicted model, not a curated record. Gene Ontology annotation, biological process: RNA modification. The coding region runs from base 1 to 738 and encodes 245 amino acids.
AUGGCUGUUCGAGGGGUUUUCCCCAAUGGAUUAGUCGCUGCCAAAAUGGUAGCCAUGUAUGCCAGCUCCGGUGAAAUCGACGCUGCCUCACGUAUUUUCGAUAAUGCCACUGAACACUCUUCGCUUCUGUACAAUGCCAUGAUUCGAGCACUCACCCUUUAUGGGAUUACCAAAAGAACAAUAGAGAUUUUCUUCCAAAUGCAUUCAUUAGGCUUCCGUGGUGACAAUUUUACCUUUCCCUUUGUUUUCAAGUCAUGUGCUGAUUUGUGUGAUGUUUGGUGCGGGAAGUGCGUUCAUAGCUUGAUUUUCAGGUCUGGAUUUGUGUUUGAUAUGUAUGUAGGCACUUCUUUGAUUGAUAUGUAUGUGAAGUGUGGUGAUUUGAUUGACGCUCGUAAACUGUUUGAUGAAAUGCCGGUGAGAGAUGUAUCGACUUGGAAUGUAUUGAUUGCUGGGUACAUGAAGGAUGGGUUAUUCAAAGAUGCUGAGGAAUUGUUUGAGGAAAUGCCAAUUAGGAAUAUAGUGUCGUGGACAGCUAUGAUUUCUGGAUAUGCUCAGAAUGGUUUAGCUGAUGAGUCGUUGCAAUUGUUCGAUAAAAUGUUAGAUCGUGACUCGGAGGUGAGGCCUAAUUGGGUGACGGUUAUGAGUGUUUUACCUGCUUGUGCGCACUCGGCUGCACUAGAUCGUGGGAGGAAGAUUGUCAAAAUCAGCACACUAAGAUCAAGUUAUGCCAUGGAAUGA